UACUGAGUAAAUAAAAGUAACCUCAAAAUAAUUAAAUUGUAGCAAAAAGUAUAUUGUGAUUUAAAAAAAUUAAAAAAUAGUGAUGCCUGUAUCUCAACCAGUGCGUGCUAAGAGUUUGUUACGCGCAAACUUGGAGCGAUCACGUUGUGGAGUAGUUUUGCAGAGCAGAAUGCCGAACAUAAAAGUUUUCAGUGGAUCCUCCCAUCCGGACUUGGCCCAGCGGAUCGUUGACAGGCUCGGAAUCGACAUCGGAAAAGUUGUCACCAAGAAAUUCAGCAACCUCGAGACAUGUGUGGAAAUUGGAGAAUCAGUACGAGGAGAAGAUGUUUACAUUGUACAGAGUGGAAGCGGGGAAGUAAACGACAAUCUAAUGGAGCUACUGAUAAUGAUAAAUGCUUGUAAAAUAGCGUCGGCAUCAAGAGUCACUGCUGUGAUUCCUUGUUUUCCAUAUGCCCGACAAGACAAGAAGGACAAGGGAGGUGAUGGUUCUGACAAGAAAGUUGUCAUCAAGACAACCGAGUGGAAAUUCAGGAGUCGCGCGCCGAUAUCUGCGAAAUUGGUGGCAAACAUGCUGUCAGUCGCGGGUGCGGACCACAUAAUCACCAUGGACUUGCAUGCCAGUCAGAUCCAAGGAUUCUUUGAUAUUCCUGUUGACAAUCUAUUCGCAGAACCCGCGGUACUUAAAUGGAUUAAGGAAAAUAUUAACGAGUGGCGGAACAGUAUUAUUGUAUCGCCCGACGCCGGUGGAGCCAAGAGAGUGACAUCAAUAGCCGAUCGAUUGAAUGUCGAGUUCGCUCUGAUCCACAAGGAACGCAAGAAGGCCAAUGAGGUAGCCAGCAUGGUCUUGGUCGGAGAUGUUAAAGAUCGCGUUGCUAUUCUCGUUGAUGAUAUGGCAGACACUUGCGGUACUAUUUGCCAUGCCGCGGAAAAAUUACUCGAAGCUGGAGCGACUAAAGUUUACGCUAUUUUGACCCAUGGUAUCUUCAGCGGUCCCGCUAUCAGUAGGAUUAAUAACGCUUGCUUUGAGGCCGUUGUUGUCACUAAUACUAUUCCUCAAGAUGAACAUAUGAAAGAUUGUCCUAAAAUUCAGUGUAUUGACGUAUCAAUGAUGUUUGCCGAGGCUGUAAGAAGAACUCACAAUGGCGAAUCCGUAUCGUACCUUUUCUCGAAUGUACCCUAUUAAAAAACUAAAUUAUAGGAUUGAUAUUGAUAUAUAUAUAUAUAUAUAUAUAUAUAUUUUUUUUACAAUUCAUUUUUUUAUAUCAAUUAUUAUUUCUGACUGGAUUUAAAUCAGAC
Molecule: messenger RNA, 1296 nt
Organism: Microplitis demolitor
Lineage: Eukaryota; Metazoa; Arthropoda; Insecta; Hymenoptera; Braconidae
Gene: Prps
Product: ribose-phosphate pyrophosphokinase 1
Exons: 7
Coding region: 83-1183 (366 amino acids)
Biological process (GO): 5-phosphoribose 1-diphosphate biosynthetic process; purine nucleotide biosynthetic process; ribonucleoside monophosphate biosynthetic process
Cellular component (GO): cytoplasm; ribose phosphate diphosphokinase complex
Molecular function (GO): ribose phosphate diphosphokinase activity; magnesium ion binding
Source: RefSeq, a predicted model, not a curated record